Ostertagia ostertagi is the source of this 171-nucleotide messenger RNA. NCBI's taxonomy places the organism in Eukaryota, Metazoa, Nematoda, Chromadorea, Rhabditida, Trichostrongylidae. The record is from the annotation of a GenBank genome assembly.
AUGCUAAACUGUGCUGCAUUUGUUGCUGGCAUCAUCCAGGCCAUGCUCGAUGCGAGUAAUUUUCCAUGUCAAGUAUCGGCACAUUGGUGGAAUAACGGGACUGCAUAUGUGAUACGUUUCGAAGAGCUUGUUAUUUCUCGUGAAGCAGCGAUUGUGGAUGGCCCAAGAUAG